This is a messenger RNA of Sander lucioperca (pikeperch), 3942 nucleotides long. RefSeq names its product inhibin subunit beta B (gene inhbb). Gene Ontology annotation, biological process: BMP signaling pathway; SMAD protein signal transduction. The transcript is spliced from 2 exons. The coding region runs from base 782 to 1993 and encodes 403 amino acids. Lineage: Eukaryota; Metazoa; Chordata; Actinopteri; Perciformes; Percidae. The record is from RefSeq and is a predicted model, not a curated record. Gene Ontology annotation, cellular component: extracellular region. Gene Ontology annotation, molecular function: growth factor activity; cytokine activity.
GUAGUAGUCUACUAAUCCCUGCGCCCAGUUGGUGGAAAUCCCCACGUGGUUUCCACUGGUGUAUAAAAACUUUGGGUGCGCGGAGCCCCUGUUGUCGUGAUUGCAAAGGGAGAAAAGGGUCUAAGUGAACAACAGCAUCUUGCAGGACGCACAGAGCUGCCCGGUACCCAGGCGCACACAAACACACACACACACACACACACACACACACACACACACACACAAAAGACACGGGACUCCGCGAGCUUUGUUAUUCUCUGUGGGACUGCAGCUGUUGGACUUUCUGCAUGUUGUUUGAAUGGGAAAGAGCGGGCUGGACGCUUUUGGAGUCCGAGGUUUUUUUUAUUUAGACUUAUCGGCGAGGUGGUGUACUUGUCUCCGUUUGUUUUGGUAGAUUACACAUCUGAAGUGAACAUUCCGUAUGCCAGAAGCGCGUCAACGACUCCAAACUUGCGAGUGCGCCUGGCAAUCAGAGAGAUGAACUACUGUGUGCAGAGAAAAGACGUAUUGCUGGAUAACCAACCUGAAGGCACAGUGACUGGAGUUCAUUAGCCCCACACACUAUUUUCAGCAGCACUCUUGUAUGUUUGGGAAUACAACGAUUGCACUGGCUUCUGUGGAUAUCUUGUAGCGUCUCACUUUUGGAGCACGAGUGGAUGUUCUCGCGGAACUUGCAGAAUUGUAAAUUAAGAAUCAGCUUUAAGCUCAGAGUGUGUGUCUAACAUACAUAUGCACCCUUCUCUUCCAUAGCAUUUAGACUGGAAUCUUAAGUUUAAAAAAAAUGAGCAUCUACAGUGUGGCUUUGUCAUGUUUGGUGGCGUGCGUUCUGUCCGUGCGCUGCAGCUCGGUGGCCGGGACAGAGACUCAGAGUUCGCCCCAGGAGUCGUGCGCGUCCUGCGGCCUCAGGGCGUCGGAUCAGUCGGAGCGCGUGGACAUAGACUUUUUGGAAGCGGUGAAGAGGCACAUACUGAACCGGCUGCAGAUGAGAGACAGACCCAACAUCACCCAUCCCAUCCCGAAGGCUGCGAUGGUGACGGCGCUGAGGAGGCUGCACGCCGGGAAGGUGCGCGAGGACGGCCGGAUGGAGAUCCCCAGCUUUGACGGGCAGGCUGCGUACAACAACGAGGUUCAGGCGGAGAACUCGGAGAUUAUCAGCUUCGCAGAAUCAGAUGAUCAUACAUCCAAGUCUGGCCUGUACUUCCACGUCUCCAACGAGGGCAACCAGAACCUGUUUGUGACCCAGGCCAACCUGUGGCUCUACUUCCGCGUGCUGCCAGCCGGCCCUGAGAAGGGCCUCCGGAGGAAGGUGACAGUCAAGAUCCAUUACCAGGAGGCUGCGGCUGCCGGCGGUGCGGAGGGAGGGCUGGGAGGCGGCGGCGGUGGAGGGGUAACAGGCCGUUGGGCUCUGGUGGAGAAGCGGGUGGAUCUGAAACGCAGCGGCUGGCAUACUUUCCCCCUGUCGGAGGCGGUGCGGGCUGUGUUCGAAAAAGGCGGCCGGCGUCAGGACCUGGAGGUCCACUGUGACGGUUGCGAGACGGCUGGCGUGGCUCCGGUGCUAGUGGACCCAGGCGACCCAUCCCACCGGCCCUUCCUGGUAAUGCGGGCGCGACAGGUGGAUGGAAAGCACCGCAUUCGCAAGCGGGGGCUCGAGUGCGACGGCACCAGCGGGGGCCUUUGCUGCCGGCAGCAGUUUUACAUAGACUUCCGCCUUAUUGGCUGGAACGACUGGAUCAUUGCGCCAGCUGGUUAUUACGGCAACUAUUGCGAGGGCAGCUGCCCGGCCUACAUGGCUGGCGUGCCCGGUUCGGCUUCAUCCUUCCACACGGCAGUAGUUAACCAGUACCGCAUGAGAGGCAUGAGCCCCGGCUCGGUCAACUCCUGCUGCAUCCCCACCAAGCUCAGUACUAUGUCCAUGCUCUACUUUGACGAUGAAUACAACAUCGUAAAGAGGGAUGUGCCCAACAUGAUCGUGGAGGAGUGUGGCUGUGCUUGAGUCCACACCGACAUUCAUUAUCUUUGGACUAUGGAACAGUCAGAAAGGCCUUUUAUACAAACGGGACGUUAUUGUACGGUACACAUAUACAAUAUAUCUAUACCUACUGUUUGUGCAAGCAUCACGCACACUGGCGCGUCUGGUGCAUCUCGCAAAUGCAAAAGUACCAGUGUUGUGUCCAUGUGUGUUACGUGUGUGUUUGCACAUGUCUGUGUGUGUGUGUAUUUAUCAGACUGAGUGACUGAGUGCUUGCUGUCCGCGCCGACGACCGCUCAGCGACGGGACGAGAAGGGAACGAUUAUCACCAAAUGAUACUUUGCUCUAGUUUGCCAUUUCUAGUCAAAAAAUAAUGGCUCAUCAUCUCCUCUCGAAUGAAGAUAACAAGCGCUUAAGGAAAAGUGACAGGAUCAGCCGGCGACACGAUUGGCUUCGCCCCCAACGCUCCCAAACUCCAACCCUCUUAAGUACUUAAGCACACGACAGACUUUUGUUUUUUUUUAUAAAGCACUGACAAUUCAUCCGCUUAUACAAUUCAGAAACACCAGCACUUCCCUACGACGCCGACAGACAAAGUCUGACUGUCCUCUCUGGUGAAAUCAGACCGCCAGCGCUUAACGCCUUGCAGGAUUAUAAACGCUCCACAAAAAGGUAAAAGAAAGUCCUCCACGUAGCUGCUGCUGCGGCUCUUGCCAUUCUUGCUGUUGACCACGGGCCUCAACUUCCUGCCUGUCAAGAGAGAGCUGCAGGCCCUGCUACCAUGACAACCAGGUGAAGAUAGAUCUCAUAAGUGCAUUCACUUGUGGACUGGGAGCAACAGAGAGAGAGAACCGCUUCCGCCCCCCCCAGAAACUGAAAUGCACACCCUGAAUAGCACUUGUAUAAAGAACUGCCUUCCAAGGGGUACUGAGUAGGGGUGUAAAUCAUAGGUUUUUAAUCACGGUACCAACAUCGAUUCCUUGGACAACAAUACAAUAUUUGGCUGAAAGUCACAAUGCGAUCACGAUUGGAUUCAAUUCAGGGGCCUGCGAUCGAUUUGAGACGGCUAAAUGAGCCCAUUUAACACAGUUACAUUUAUGUCAACUCAAAAAGGCAACUUACAUAUGAUUUGACAACUUUAUAACUGAGCUCUUCAAGAUAUUUAAAUGAACAACAAACUACUCUUUUUAAUAAAAAGAUCAAAUAUAAAGUGGGAAUAUAAAAUAAGGAGGCAUCUUACCGAUGAUAUGUAUCGAUAAUAUCGAAUCAUGGAUCAUUGAAUCGAUACGCCGAUCCAGAUCGACGUAUCAUUACACCCCUAGUACUGAGUGUCCUGUCCUAUCGCUAAAUAAGUGCCACAUGAGCUAUGCAAUGUAUAGUAACCUAUACCCAUACUCAACAUGCUCUGUUAGACUGGAUUCUCUUUCCAUCUUUCUCUCUUCUCUCUCCUCUCUCUCUCCUUCUUUCUCGCUUCACUCCUCGACUCUUUAUCAAUACUUGAAAUGUAAUCUUUCGCUUCCUUUCCAAAGCGAAUGAUUGUUGUGACGUUUGCACUGAAAAGUUGCGGGAUUAGUGAGACAAAAACUGCCAUUGAAAAGUUAUUUUUAUAGAAGUAAAUUGAAUUUUGUUUCAAAUGUAUUUUACCUAAUUAAUGGAACCAAAGAGGCCAAGAUUUUAGCUAUUGUACUAAGAUGGCAAGGCCAUUGAGUUACUGUGUACAAUACUGUUUUUGAUCAUUUGCAAUAGGCCUACCACUGUAUCAGGGUACGAUAUAUGAUUUCAUUUCUUAGCUCUAUUUUCAUUCCGUUUUGUACAAUAAGCAACACUUCAUUUUUUUCAUCUUUAAUUCUGUUUUUGUUUUAAGUUUUCUAUUUAAUAAAAAAGUUAUUUUUAGUUCCUUUCUAAGAAUCAUUUAGUCAAAUAAAUGUCAUCUGUACAGUUUAUGUAAAAUAAAAUGUUUUCUUAAAUAUUCA